This is a messenger RNA of Cercopithifilaria johnstoni, 2763 nucleotides long. The record is from the annotation of a GenBank genome assembly. NCBI's taxonomy places the organism in Eukaryota, Metazoa, Nematoda, Chromadorea, Rhabditida, Onchocercidae.
AUGGGUUUAGCAGCAAGUUCGGGACAUGAUAAUGACGAUUUAAUAGAUAAACUUAUUGAUGCUAACAUUGUUGUUACUCAUCGCGUUGAAACUGCUUUAAGAUUGGUUGACCGUCGUAGGUUUUUUCCGGUUGAAGGCAGAUAUAUAGCAUAUAAGGAUUUGGCUUGGAAAAGUGAAUUUGGGUCUCCUGGACGUAUACACAUUUCUGCUCCAUGUAUAUAUGGCAAUGUUUUGGAAUGCUUAGAUCUGCGUGAAGGCAAUAGUUUUCUCAAUGUUGGUUCUGGUACGGGUUAUCUAAGUACAGUUGCUGGGUAUUUAUUAGGUAGCAGUGGUACGAAUCAUGGUGUUGAAAUUCAUUCAAAUAUUGUAGACUACGCUCGUGCAUUAGUUGUCGAGACAUUGCAUUGCCCGGAAACGCAAUGUUACGAUUGGGCAAUUCCGGAAUUUGCUUGUGGUAAUGGAUUGCAUCUUAGCCCAUCUCAUUAUAGUAAAUAUGAUCGUGUAUACUGUGGUGCUGCUGUUCCGCCGUCGCAUCGGCGAAUCCUCUGGGAAUUGUUGAAAAUUGAUGGUAUUCUUGUGAUGCCUUAUGAGGAUCAGUUAUUGCAAGUACGUCGUCAAACACUGAAUGUGUUCGAAGUCAAAAUUAUUACGUCUGUUUCGUUUUCGGAUUUCAUACCGCCCACUGAAGAGGAAACUUCGAAAGAGCUCUACUCGAAUGCUCCACCGUUCAGAUCGAUUCAUACAUUGCAGUUCCUUUGUGCUUUAUCUAUUCGUAAAAUUAUUCGUUCCGCAGUUGCUGUAAAUCAUAAAAUACAUAUUCGAAAUUUUGUUGAUCAACAACCGCAAAGAAUACCUGAAAAUCAUGUCAUCGUCGAAUUUCGCGAUGGUGAACAUCCAGUGGGACAACGUGCACACUACGAAAAUCAUCAACUGCCAUUUCGUGAAUUAGCCAUCGUUAGAGCAGAUUUUGUUGGUGAUGAUGAAAAUGAAGAUAAUGAUGUGGUGGAAGAGGCAGAUCCGGAUCGAAGAAGACGUUUGGUUCGUGAAAGAUUCCGAAUGGUGUGGUUUCGGCACCAUCUUCGUGCACACAUUGCUAAUCGAAUAGUGAGAAGACGUCGUCCACUUGAAGCGGAAACGCACGGAGGAGAUGAAGAUGAUCAAAACAGUGAUGUUGACAUUGUUGACGGGAAUGAAAAUUCUGAAUAUAAUGGUUCGGGUUCAUUGUCCGCAGCUACUAGUGAUCCUACUGAUACGUCGGUAGAUACUACUGAAUCGUACAGUGAUAGUGCCUCAACAACAAAUCGCUCAAAAAAACGGUCAUUUAUGGAACACGAAGGUGAAAGAAAUUUGAGUGCUAAACGACGCAAUGAUGAUGACGAUGGUUGCACAGAUAAAGAAACGAUGGAAACUGAUUUUGUAAAUAAUGAUUGUAGGGCGCAAAAUAUUCGAAAACAAGACCUGCCGGAUAAAAGUAGAUCAGGUAGUGAAUCUAUGGUAGCUGUCGUUACUCAGGAAACACUAGCGGAACCGAAAAGGAGCGUUAAUCCAAAAAAUGAGAAAAACGUAUCUGAAUAUCGUGAAGAAGCGCAAAAUUCUAACGAUUUUAAAUUUGCUGAAAGGGCAGUAAAAAAUAAUGAAACCGUGAGUCACUGGACUGAAGAAAUGGUAGAGCAGCUGCAGGAUUUGCAGAGAAAAGAAGCUGGAAUGGAGAAUAUUUCGAAACACAAAGAAAGCAAUGUUUGUUCAAACCUUCGAGAUCAAGGCAUCAAUUCCUCUGAUUGUAAUCAUGAUCAAGAUUAUGGGCAGAAUUGUAGCAGAUCUAUCAAUCGAUCGAUUCAAGUCCAAAGUUCGAAAACUCAGAGUGAAGCAAACGAUAAAAAGUGGGUUACGAAUCAUACAAGUAGUAACACACUUCGUACGAAAUCUGAUAAAACGGAAGAUAUUUUGGAAGCAAAUCGGGAAUUUUCCACCUCCCCUAGAGAUCUUAGCUCGAAGGAUGACGAAUUCAUGUGGCAAAAUAACAGAUUAUACAAAAAUAAAAUAGAAACCAAAUCUGCAGGACGAUAUGACUCGAAAAAUGAAGUUGAAGAUUUGAUAGAUGCAUGCAAUUCUUCGAGUAAAUCGGAAAUUUUGAAAACCUCACAUAGUGAGUUGGAAUCAGAUAAUCGCCAUCUGGUUACAAACAUCAAAGAAAAGGAAAACUCUGAUGAUGAUCAUGACUACGACGAUGUUGACGAUGUUGAUGAUGAUGAUGAUGAUGAUGAUGAUGAUGAUGAUGUUAGUGAUGAAGAUGUUGAGGAGGAUGGUGGUGAUGAUAACGAUGAUGAUGGCAAUGCCAAUAGUAGUUCGGGCGAUGCCGAAGAUCGGGAAAAUGACCCGGAAUAUAGCAGUGAUAAUCCGCGCUGUGAUGCUAGCUCCCGGCAUGAAAAUCGACUAUAUUUGGCUGCUCGUCAUACAGCACAAAGUAUGAUUAUUGCAGCUGGUGGUCAGACUUAUAAUCAAAGCCCUCGAAAUGGCGUUGAAAGCGAUUCAAGUAGUAAUGAGUAUCAUGAUGCUAUGGAUGAUGAAUCUAUGUCUCGUCGUAGACAUGAUACUGAAGAUGAACCGCAAACAGAAGAGGAAAAGAAACGUGAAGAAGCAAGGUUGGAGGAACGUGGGCGGCAAUUCAGUGAUAUCUGUACAUUCGCUUCUCUAUUCGAAUGCAGAAUAAUGGAAUUACCGUUAAACCGUGCUCUCAAAGAGUAUAUCAAAUGCCUUUCCUAA